UUUAUUCGUGCACUAUAGCUCUUCCAUGAAGAGUAACUCGGCUUUAAAAACGCGACAUUUUCAUUCGUAUGUGAGCCGUUGGUUAACGUAGAUGUUGCAUCUCCGCCGCCCAAUUGAAUAACGCCGACGGACAUCGGUGCAAAGGGGAAGGUAAACUAGAAAAGAAGAGAAAAGGAAUGGGCGUUUUCGAAGAAAAAUCCGUGCAAACAAGUGCAGCUUAGUGUCACUUGAUGUAAUGUCGUCUCGGGUUGAUGUUCGAUUGUGCUUGAUUUAAUCUCUUGUGUUUCGUUUCGCCAAGGAGGAAACUCUCAAAAACUACUUGGGUAAAGGAGAGUAGGAAAUUCAACAGCUGUGCCGAGUGCAAUUAAUAGUGUGUUUUACUUCAUUAUCUACUAAGUAAUGUCGGAGAAAAAGAGUGUGCUUCUGGAGGCAAGUACGAAAAUGGCCAGUUUGUCAGAUUCAGAUGUUUCUUCUUCGAUAUCGGUGAAUGUUCCAUCAGACGUUCAGGUAACAGCGCUAUCUGACGGAUUGUAUCAUAUCAAAUGGGUAUUCGACAUCAGCUCAAUUGAAAACGCAAGAGGAAGCCAAGAGACGACGUUUAGACUCGACCAAUAUUCCUCAGCUUUCUACAAGCUCACCUUGAAGUACUACAAGCAAGAUCCUGAGCCUGAUCAAUGUGAGUGCUCACCCGAUACUCAGUUCAUGAUGAAUCUCAAGCUGAAGCGUGAAGCAUGCCCAACAUCACAGGGGUUAAUUUCGAUGGAUGGUAGGGACCAAUCAGCUGCUGUAUGGGCUCGGGUCGGUAGAUGUCAGAAAAUCAUUUUGGACCAGUUACCUUACAUUGUAUGGAAGUCCGAAACGUUCCCCGUCAUUCCAGAUUGGGAUGCAACUGAAAUUCCUUGCCAAUUUUGGAUCAAGUUUUAUCAAAGUGUUGGAGAGAUUAACGCUCAUAGGCAAUUCACGAACUUGUACGUCAAUCAAUUAAACUGUGACGUUACGUUCAGUUUCGAUGAGAUCAAUGAAGACGAGCCGAUCGGUGGUCAUGUCUUCCUUUUGUCGGCCAGGAGCUCCAUCUUCGCUGCCAUGUUCCACGGCGAAAUGCAAGAAACGAGUACAAGAAAAGUUUGCAUCAAAGACAUCAAACCGGAUAUUUUCAAACAAUUGCUCCAUUACAUUUACUCUGGUCGAACAUCGACAAAGUUGUCAGAGGAAAACGCCCAGCCUUUGUUUGUUGCGGCCGAUAUGUACGACAUUGAGGACCUGAAAGACGAGUGUGUUCAGUUCUUGUUAACUUGCAUCAAAUUGGAGAACGCUAUUAAUCUAAUGGCGUGGGCGCACGUCCAUGCAGUCGAUUCCCUUAAAGAAGCAGCACUCGCUUUCGUGGCAUCACAUGGAAAAGAAAUAUGCAAACAAGAUGAUUGGGAGAGGCUGAUCAAGAAUUAUCCAGAUCUUUGUUUGUUAGCCACUCGAAGCAUGUGGAAAUAACACUCUCUGUCGGGCAGAGUAUCUAUAUGUUGACAAUUAAAUCAAUUUCUAAAUUGGGAUGUUAUGUCAUCAAGAUGGAGAAAAAACUGAAAUCUGUUUAAUAAAAAAUCUGAUUUGGUGCUGCAA
Daphnia magna is the source of this 1611-nucleotide messenger RNA. RefSeq names its product kelch-like protein 21. Gene Ontology annotation, cellular component: nucleus; cytoplasm. The record is from RefSeq and is a predicted model, not a curated record. Gene Ontology annotation, biological process: regulation of proteolysis; proteasome-mediated ubiquitin-dependent protein catabolic process. Gene Ontology annotation, molecular function: ubiquitin protein ligase binding. Lineage: Eukaryota; Metazoa; Arthropoda; Branchiopoda; Diplostraca; Daphniidae. Bases 400 to 1485 code for a protein of 361 amino acids. The transcript has a single exon.